UCCGUGCUGGGCGCGCGAGGGAGGGAAAGAAGCCGCCCCCCUCUCCCAACGCACCAAUGGGCGCGCCCGGCUCUCCCCUGAGGCGCGGCGGUUCGCCUUCCAUCUCCGCGGAGGUUGAGGCUGUUCUCGGCGGGGCCGCGAGGAUGAGGGCGGCGGCCGCGGGAUGAGCUCGCCAGGCGGCCCUCCUCCUCCUCCUCCUCCGCCGCCGCCUCCCCUCCCGCUGCGACGAUGGCGUGAAGCCGCGGGCGAGCUGGCCAUGGUGCUCCGGAGCGCGCUGGGCCCCGGCGCCGCCCGGCUCCUCUUCUACCCGACGCUGCUCUACACGCUGGCCAGGGAGCGUGUGCCCGGCUCGCGGAGGCCCUGGUUCAGCCGCAUCGACCACGCCGUCCUCCUCGGCGCCCUGCCCCUCAGGGGACGCUGCCGGCAGCUGGUAGACAAAGAAAAUGUUCGGGGAGUGGUCACCAUGAAUGAAGAGUACGAGACUCGCUUCCUGUGUUGCUCUCCCCAGGAAUGGGAGGCGAUGGGAGUAGAACAGCUGCGCCUUAGUACCGUGGACCUAACUGGAGUCCCCUCGAUGGAGAACCUUCACAAAGGUGUUGAGUUUCUACUGAAGCAUCGUGAACGUGGGAAUAGUGUUUAUGUGCACUGCAAAGCUGGCCGCUUUCGUAGCGCCACUAUGGUGGCUGCUUACUUAAUUCAACUUCACCAGUGGACCCCUCGAGAAGCAAUAGAAGCCAUUGCUAAGAUCCGUCCUCAUAUCAUUGUCCGCAAUAAACAAGUUCAGUUGCUAGAGGACUUUCAUAAGUGUGUAACAGUUGGAAGUCCUUCACAAUCGGAGCAAGAACUACACAAAGGAGAACAGAAAUCAUCAGAACAGAUGGAGAAUAAUCGUCUGAAAACACCUGGUUCCUAAGAUGUUAUUUAGAAAUGGACUACAGUUGCCUCAGGUACCAAACAGUAAGCUUUCUGCAGCAUUAGAAUAAAAAAACUACAGCCCCGAGCUUUGACACCAUA
Anolis sagrei ordinatus is the source of this 1014-nucleotide messenger RNA. RefSeq names its product protein tyrosine phosphatase mitochondrial 1 (gene PTPMT1). NCBI's taxonomy places the organism in Eukaryota, Metazoa, Chordata, Lepidosauria, Squamata, Anolidae. The record is from RefSeq and is a predicted model, not a curated record. Gene Ontology annotation, biological process: protein dephosphorylation. Gene Ontology annotation, molecular function: phosphatidylglycerophosphatase activity; protein tyrosine/serine/threonine phosphatase activity; phosphatidylinositol-4,5-bisphosphate 5-phosphatase activity. Gene Ontology annotation, cellular component: mitochondrion.